Molecule: messenger RNA, 1872 nt
Organism: Prosopis cineraria
Lineage: Eukaryota; Viridiplantae; Streptophyta; Magnoliopsida; Fabales; Fabaceae
Product: alpha-ketoglutarate-dependent dioxygenase abh1-like
Exons: 4
Coding region: 302-1645 (447 amino acids)
Biological process (GO): oxidative RNA demethylation
Cellular component (GO): cytoplasm; nucleus
Molecular function (GO): broad specificity oxidative DNA demethylase activity; oxidative RNA demethylase activity; ferrous iron binding
Source: RefSeq, a predicted model, not a curated record
GAAAAAGUUGAGCUUAAACUGGCUGACUUUUUAGGCCGAGCCUGUCAAGGGCCGGCUCUGUAUGGCCGUGUCAGCCCGGCUCUACCCCCGGUCGACUGUCGUAGGCUCGUGUCGUCUUAUUUCUGUCAUCGAUAACGCAGAUUAGCUGAGUCACCGCAACGCCGCACCACAUCAACCGUCGCCAGAACAGAUAGCGACGAAGCCGUCACUUCAAACGCUUCGGUAUCACUGCCUCUCACGUUUAAUCGUUUUCGUGUGCCGAGAGGGCGCUUUGCUUAUCAUAUGUAUCUUCGAUCACCAAAUGAUGAAUACUAACAUUCUGCCAUUUUUGUUUCUUUACCGGCCGUCGUCGUUGGGUCGCUACGUUUUCCGCCAAAUUUCUUUCCAUUUUAGGCAUUUGGAAAUUAUGAGCAAAAGCUGGGACAGAACCGAACCUGUUAGUGAGGACUCUGAUAGUUUUGCAUGCCAUGGGCCGCAAUUUUCUGGUGAUACUGGAGGCGGUACAAGUGUCCAAGGACCUCAAAAGAAACAAUGUCAGAGAGAAUAUAUAAUGAUGGUUGGCACCAUGCCAGUACCAUUCCCAAGCAAUACAUGUUCUGAAUCUGGGUUUAUGUCAAACUCUGUUCAUUCUGCACAAACAAACAUGCGCUCAAUGCAAACGAAUGUGGAUGAAAACAUGAAGCCUUGUUUUAGUCCAAGUUCUGUAAGUCAUAGUUUGAACCCUGCCAAGGGAUUUCCAGCAUCAAACAUUAUAAGAUAUCAAGACAAAUCACGUUUUCCUAAUCAGAACAGUGUUGUUGGUAAUGUUAAGAGGCCUCACUCUGCUCACAGGAAGUCGAACAAUGGCCUAGCUGUUUACAAGGUUGAUCGCCCAGAUAUUAAACCAUUUGAUAUCUGUCGUUGUAGAAGACAUAUUUCUGCAAACACAGAAAGCUGCACUAAGAUGCAGGAGGGAGUAACAGAAAAGAUGAUACUGAGGCCCGGGAUGGUUCUCUUGAAACAUUACUUAUCCCACAACAAUCAGGUGGAAUUAGUUAGGAUUUGUCGUGAACUUGGUCUGGGACCAGGGGGAUUCUACCGGCCAGGUUACAAAGACGGAGCAAAACUCCGAUUGCAGAUGAUGUGUCUUGGUCUGGACUGGGAUCCUCAAACUAGAAAAUAUGGAAAUAUACGAUCAAUGGACCAUUGUGAACCCCCAAAUAUUCCUUCUGAAUUCAGGGACUUGGCCGGUCUGGCUGUUGAAGAAGCACAGAAUCUAAGUAAGAAGAUGUUCAAAGUAAACAAUGUGGAAGAUGUAUUACCUUCAAUGUCUCCAGACAUAUGCAUAGUCAAUUUUUAUACUGCCUAUGGAAGGCUUGGCCUUCAUCAGGACCGUGACGAAAGCAGAGAAUCUCUGCAUGGAGGAUUGCCUGUGGUGUCCUUUUCUGUUGGAGAUUCAGCAGAAUUUCUGUACGGGGAUGAGAGGGAUGUGAAGAAAGCUGAGAAGGUUGUUUUAGAUUCAGGAGACGUAUUGAUAUUUGGUGGUGAAUCUCGACUUGUUUAUCAUGGUGUGUCGUAUAUCAUUCCAAAUUCCGCUCCAAGAAAAUUGUUGGAAGCUACUGGGCUUCGUCCUGGUCGCCUGAAUCUUACAUUCAGACAAUAUUAAAGCCACAAUAUUACAUUACAGCUGUACAUAGAAACUGUUUAUAGCUGUUUAAUGUUUUAUUUACUUAACCCUGUAGUCUCUAGGAGAUUUCUGGUCGAGUACGUAUAGUUUGAAGCUGUUAUUAUCGGCUUUAUCAUUUUUGUGUCGAUCAAUAUAGAAUGUCUACUAAUUGUAGUACAGUUGAAUUUUGGUUGCUAUAGAUUUUAUGUUGAAUUGGUGCUGAUUUA